GUAGGAGGGUUAGUUGAGAGAAUAUAGUGGUGUGUGUAUAUAUAGGUUGUGACCGGCCUCACACUCCAGAACAGUAGGAGGGUUAGUUGAGAGAAUAUAGUGGUGUGUGUAUAUAUAGGUCGUGACCGGCCUCACACUCCAGAACAGUAGGAGGGUUAGUUGAGAGAAUAUAGUGGUAUAGAUAGGUCGUGACCGGCCUCACACUCCAGAACAGUAGGUGGUAGUGUAUGCACCUGCCAGUUGGUUGCGAUUCGCCAAUAAAAACUUUAAGUAGAAGUGCAUGUCAGAGCAGAAUCUAUACCAUGAAGUCCAAGAAACUCUCUAGAUCUGAGAUAAAAUUGUGAUGAGGCAUAUAGCUGGGGAAGGGUAUAGAACAAUGUCUAGAGUGUUGAAAGUUUCCCAGAGCUCAGUGGUCUCCAUCGUUGGGAAAUUGAAAAAAUAUGGAACGACCCAGACUCUGCCUCGAGCUUGCCGUCCAACCAAACUGCGCAACCAGGCAAGAAGGACCUUGGUCAGGGAGGUGACCAAGAAUGCAAUGAACACUCCCGAGUUCCUUGGCUGUGAUGGGAGAACCUGCCAGAAAGUCUCUACAGUACUUCACCAAUCUGGGAUUUAUGGGAGAGUGGCCAGAUGAUAGCCACUCCUGAGAAAAAGGCACAGGACAGCAUGCCUGGAGUUUGCAAGAAGGCAUGUGACAGACUGAGAUCAUAAGGCAAACAAUUGUGGUCUGAUGAGACAAAUUGAACACUUUGGCCUGAAUGCAAAGUGCUUUGUCUGGAGAAAACCAGACACAGCUUAUCACCUGUCAAAAACCAUCCCUACCGUGAAGCAUGGUGGAAUUCAGCAUCAUGCUAUGGUGCUGCUUUUCAGGAGCAGCGACUGGAAGACUGUUAAGGAUAGAGGGAACAAUGAAUAGAGGCAAAUACUUGAGAACCUGAUCAGAGUGCAAAUGACCUUGGACUGGGGUGAGAUUUGCAUUCCAACAGGACAGUGAACCUAAGCAUACAGCCAAAACAACAUUGGAAUGGCUUCAGAACAAUAAAAGUUAUUGAGUCACCCAGCCGAAGCCCAAACUUGAAUCCCAUUGAAAAUCUGUGGAAAGAAUUGAAGAUUGCUGUUCAUCUCCGCUCCCUAUCGAACUUAACAGAGCUUGAGAAACUCCCCAAAGCCAAAAAAGCUGUAAUCGCCUCCAAAGGUGCUUACAACGUAUUGACUCAGUGGUGUGAAUACUUAUUUAAAUUAUAUAUUUAUGUAUUUCUAAAAACACAUUUUCACUUUGUCAUUAUGAGGUACUGUGUGUAGAUGGGUGAGAUAAUAAAUGUAUUUAAAAAAUGUAAUACAUUUUGAAUUCAGGCUAACAACAAAAUGUGGAAUUAGUCAAGGGGUAUGAAUACUUUCUGAAGGCAUGGUACAUUAAUCUCCUCUUCCUUUAAUUAAUUGCAGGCAUGACAAUAUUGGAUUAGUGAUAGCAGUAUGGUGUAUUCUAUUUUUGGUGCACUUUAGUGAUCUAGGGAGGCAAUGAUUGAUCUAAACUUCAGAUUUGCACCAGUAGUGCUGUAGCAGCGCCACCAGCUCUGCAGUCUACUACAUGUAGGUCUAUGUGCUGGGCUAGAAUAACAAUAUACAGACACUGGAGGACCUCCAAUAAUAGAUUGGGAAAUAUUUAUCCAAUCUGUAGGAUUGCGAGGACCUGUCUUCCGCUACAGCAGGGGGCGACAAUGCAAAAUGUACUAUGCCGUGCACGCACGAAUACUGACAGCGCUCUUUGUCUUCUUGACUUUGUUUACGUUGGUAGCUAGCUGGCUGACAGCUUUCCUAAUUAAAACAUGUCUAAAAUUGAUUUCUUGAGAGUGUUUCUCAACCAGAAAUUGAUAGCUGCAGCGGAAGAGAUAUUUGGUGUCGUUGAAGAAACGAUAACAGAGUACCAGGAAGAGGUUUCUCACACAAAGGAGGAGAACAGGCGUCUACGGAGCAUGCUGGAUAUUCGUUCUAAGCCACAGAUCAAGUUACAUAGACGAGCAGACCUCCAGCAGCUCACUGUCGCCGUGUCUGAUGAGCAGCAGGAGUGGAGCCCCAGUCUGGGGCGGAAGGACCCAGAACCCACACGGAUGAAAGAUGAACAGGGUGAACCAAGAACCAGUCAGGAGGAAGAGAAUCAUUUCAAUGAGUUUAUCAAUUCUUACGGCUGUGUAUCAAGUGGCUAUUAUCAGGACCCAACUCAGUCCUCACAUGGAGAGAGAUAUUCUCUACCCAGCACCUCAACUGAACAGAUCAAAACAGAACCUUAUGUAGAAGACUAUGGUGUAUCAGAACCAACCAGAGAGCCUCAGCCCUUCUCUGCAGUAGAUACAGAGUGUUCUGCAGCUCAGAGUGAAAACAGAGGACAUAUUGACAGGAUGGAGUGUGGAGGACCUCUGUCAGGUCUAAUGUUAAAGCCACUCAAAUCAAAGAGAACAAAGACCGUAAAAGGACAAAGUUCUCAUAGUGUUAAGGACAGGAAAUUGAACCAUCUAAAAUCACACUCGAGACCCAGUGUAAGCUGGGAUGCUGCUCCUAGUUGUAAGGUAUGUGGAAAGCAAUUUGACUCCAUGGCGUCUUUAUUAAAUCAUGUGCAAGCGCACACACAGGAUAAAGAACAUCUUUGUGGUGUGUGUGGAAAAUUCUGUCAGUCUACAGAAAGUAUGAUGGAUCACCUACAAACUCACAUCGGAGCAAAGUGUUGUCAUAUUUGUGGUAAAUAUUUUGCUUGGGAUACUUUCCUGAAAAGGCAUUUGAGGAGUCAUACAGGGGAGAAGCCGUUUCACUGUCAAGAUUGUGGCAAAGGAUUUACUCAGCGUGGACACCUAAACUUACAUAUGAGGAGCCACACAGGGGAGAAACCACAUCAAUGCCAGGAUUGUGGCAAAUGUUUCAGCCAGAAUACAUCUCUGAUAGUGCACAUGAGGACUCACACAGGGGAGAAGCCAUACAUGUGUCCUGUGUGUAGAAAAUGCUUUACCACAUCAAGUAUGUUGAAGAAGCAUGAGACAGCUCACAAACAUAUAGGUGUCUUGAACGUGGCCAAUGCCACAAUGGUUUCAGACCAUACAGAGCCACGUGAAGAGGGUUUACAAAGAGGUGAACACAUGACUGUUCCCUGUGUGUGGGGAGAGAAUCAGACAGCAGACUGAGAGACAUGUGAGAGGAGAAUCAGGACAUAGCCCUCCUCAGGACACUGCUCUCUGAUUAAUAUCAUGUUCUAACAGAGAGCAGUUAGUGGGUUUCUGAGCAACAGGAGUCCCUGCUCAUUAGUUAUAGGAUGUCACAGAGGACAUGAUGUGAUCCACUGUUCUGUCUGUAUAUAAACCUUGCAUUGGUCUUGAGAGUAAUAUGUCACUAUAUAUCUGCCCUGAUGUUGCAAACAGCCUAGUUUUCAGAAUGUUUGUUCCCUUCUGUUUAAUGUGUCAAGAUCUUCCGUACACCAAAUGUCGUACUUACCUCUGAGCCUAAAUCCAAAAUCCACCAAGGGGGAAAAAAAUAAAUGUAAUGUGUAUUUACAUGUAUAGAGAAUUGGUAUGAUACAGUUAUGCUAUGUUCAAUGGGAUCUAAAUAUACCACCUGAAAUGAGAGCUGCUUCUUUCAACCAAUCCAGAUAUUGUACAUUCCCAGACAUACAUUAAGUACUACAGAAUAAAUGGCUGAUAAUGUGUUAA
Oncorhynchus keta (chum salmon) is the source of this 3692-nucleotide messenger RNA. Its product is annotated as zinc finger protein 37 homolog. The transcript is spliced from 2 exons. NCBI's taxonomy places the organism in Eukaryota, Metazoa, Chordata, Actinopteri, Salmoniformes, Salmonidae. Gene Ontology annotation, molecular function: DNA-binding transcription factor activity, RNA polymerase II-specific; RNA polymerase II cis-regulatory region sequence-specific DNA binding. Bases 1827 to 3170 code for a protein of 447 amino acids. Gene Ontology annotation, biological process: regulation of transcription by RNA polymerase II. The record is from RefSeq and is a predicted model, not a curated record.